AAACUUACUCCGACGUUUAUACCCGCCCAUCUACCCACUCACCACACCACAUUAUACCACAUACCGUCAUUCCAAACCCCCAAAGACCAGAUACAAAGAAAGAAAGAAAUGGACGCCCAAGCCUACCUCCUCCGCCACGGCUGGUCCGGACCCGGCAACCCACUCAACCCGAACCGUCGACCGGGCACACACGGCGGACUAGGUCUGACGAGACCGAUUCUCGUUGCGCGCCGCCAAGGCAACCAAGGCGUGGGCAAGAAGACGACCAAGGACCAUACGAAUCAGUGGUGGCUGCGCGGAUUCGAAGAUGCGUUGAAGGGCGAGAAGAGGAGGAAGAAAGAGAUGAAGGAGGAGAGACGGGUGAGGAGGGAGGAGAAGAGGAAGAGGAAAGAGGAGAGGGCGAAGCGCAAGGAAGAGCGCAGGAAGAGGAGGGAGGCGAAGGAGGUGAGGAGGGCGGAGAGGAAGGAGAAGAAGGAGCAGAAGAGGUUGCUGAAGGAGGAGAAGAAGAAGAAGAAGAAGGAGGAGGAACGUCGUCCAGAGGAGGAGUAUCCUACGCCGCCGGCGACGGAGCUGGAGCAGACUGAGUCGAGUGGUCGGGACGAGUCGGUUGUUCAGGAGGUGAAGGCGAAGAAGGACAAGAAGGAGAAAAAGGAGAGCAAGGGCAAGAAGCGAGAGGCGUCUACAUCUGAUGAUGGGACGAAGAAGAAGUCGAAAAAGUCCAAGGAUGAGAAGAAGUCGACGGAUUAAGGUUGACCGGCUGGAGAUGGAGUGUAUAAAUAGACCUAGACUUAUAGAUACCCAUGGCUUGCU
Aspergillus ibericus CBS 121593 is the source of this 810-nucleotide messenger RNA. RefSeq lists its product as uncharacterized. The record is from RefSeq and is a predicted model, not a curated record. The transcript has 2 exons. Bases 109 to 747 code for a protein of 212 amino acids. Lineage: Eukaryota; Fungi; Ascomycota; Eurotiomycetes; Eurotiales; Aspergillaceae.